GGUGAUGGUUAAAUAUGCCCCCAGAGAGCAAAUGUUUGUAUUCAAGGUUUAGUAUUCAGAAUUGCUUCUUGAGACGUAGCCUACCUUAAAGAACCACCUGCCACAGGAUGACAUUGUUAAUCCGAGGACUCAUCUGUUGCAUGUUGUUGCUUGCUAUGGAGGUCCAAGGAACAUACCGACUUCAUGGAGGAUACCAUCCUCGGCAGCAUCACGCAGACACCCGUAUCCUGCCACCGCAAACGUUUCAGCGGAGCAUUCAACAGCAACAACCAUUUCAGAGUGCUCCACAAGGACAGCAACAAAUUGGGAAUGUUCAGCAACCAGCUCAGUUGUCUCAGAAUCAGAAUCAAAGAACUAUUGAUUUGGGAGGUUGGUUCAUUUUCGUGCCAUGUAGGCCCAUAAUAUUCUGUAGAGAGCCUUUUAUGCACGGGGUAUGCUUGCUGGUCAUUGUGCAAAGACAUCGGUAGCUGAUAUUUUCUAAUAGAUUGCGCAGUUAUUCACCUUUGUUAAGUUUUAUUGCUGUUUAUGACUUUACAUUUAAGAUUAUAGUAUCUUUAAAUUUGAGAUAAUUUGGCAUUGUUGUCCAUGUAUGACAAAAGUUCUGAAAUGUAAGCGGGUAUUGGCCAGUCCUUGGGUAUUACAGAAUAAAGGCAGAUAUACAUUUGUUACUGUAAAUAUACUUUAUCUUGCCAUACAAUUGCAUACAUUUUGAAAUUCAUUAGCUGGAAAAUGUUAACAAAAUAGUACACCAAAGGAAGGACUGGCGUCAAUGUGUACUCAAACCUUUGGGCUAGGGCUAUAGUAAAUGCUAUAGUAAAUGCUAUAGUAAAUGUUCUGGCUAUUAUAUCCAUACAAUAAUGGAUUUAUGAAGCGCUUUUCCAGGAGUUCAGAACAUUGACAUUGUGCGAAUUGAGAAACAACCUACUGUAUGUUUGUAGCUUAGUAGCUGCAAUAAGCAUGAAGAAAUACUGAUGCAUAAUUUACUUAAUUGCUAGCAUACAGCCUCUCACUGAUGCUUAAGGCUAAUAACAGCAGGCUAAUGUACUUCACAUCAUCACCUAGCCAUAGGCAUCUCAUUGCGCUUGAGGCAAACAAAAUAACCGUUGCUCUACUGCUUCUCCAUCUUCCUCCCUCAUGGUGGCCCAAAGUACAUGGCAAUAAUUACAGGUUUAAUGGCUAUCACUACUAUCACCAGCCGCCCAGGAAAUGGCCACCAGUCAUGUACCUCCGGCCCACAGCACCACCCCCUCCACCUGAACAGCCGGUCAGUACCCCAAGCGGCACCCCCACUCCCAUCAUCAGUGCUGGCACAGGUAGAAUACUUUAGCUAAAAAACAAAAACCUCCUUUUGAUUGAACCCCUCAAGGACUGAUUGGUUGCUGGGUAGAAAUCUGAAUCGGAACCCCCCCCCUUAUGUUGGUGUUUUUAUGUGUUUUAUUUUUCUUCCUUUUUACAAUCUAUUUGUCCUAUGAUUGAGCAGGUGCUAUCAUAUAAGUCACUAUUGGGUAGUUUUCAUUUUUUCCUCCUCUGCAUGUGAAUCUUGAGAGAAGUAAACAUGAGCCUUCUAUUUGGUUUACCAUGUUACAUUGAAAUUGGUUUGGUUGAAUUGAACCUUAUCUUUCCCUGUUUCCAAGUGUCCAUGUUUACUUGCCUCGGAAAAGUUCAGAAACUUCUCUCACUAAGCUUUGCUUCCCCUUAUAUCUAUUCAUAGCUUUAGAAGUUUGUAUUCAUCCACUUUUUCUUUAGACUUUUUAAAACGUUUAUUUUUACUGCUGUUUUUAGUAUCAUUGCUGUGUGUACUGAAGCAUACACGGUUGCCCGCUUAAAAACUAACGCUCCCAUCCAAUCUAUUUGAAAUAGUAGCACCUAGUAAAUUCACCAGUAAAACAUGUCAAGCUGACUUGCUAAAACCCUCAGCAACCCAGACCUGAAUGUGAAGCCAGAAUGUGUUUGAUACAGCAGUUCUCUGUCAAAGUGUGUAGAGCAAACCAUUCCACCUUCGGUGGUAAAAACCAAUGCCCCAUCUUUUCCCUCACAGUAACCCACUGCAAAAGCCGGCCCCUAGAUCUGGUGUUCAUUAUCGACAGUUCCCGUAGCGUGCGCCCCGCAGAAUUCGAGAAGGUCAAAAUAUUCCUGGCUGACAUGGUCGACACGCUCGAGGUUGGCUCGGACGCCACCCGUGUGGCCGUCGUGAACUACGCUAGCACAGUGAAGAUCGAGUUCCUGCUCAAGACGCACUUCGACAAGCCGGGCCUGAAGGCAGCGCUGGCCCACAUCGAAUCUCUAGCGGCUGGCACCAUGACUGGCCUGGCUAUCAAGACGGCCAUGGAGGAGACCUUCACCGAGGAGUCAGGCUCCCGGCUAGCCAACAAGAACAUCGCCAAGGUGGCCAUCAUCGUGACGGACGGACGGCCCCAGGACACGGUGGAGGAGGUGGCCGCGGCAGCGAGGGCGGCGGGCAUCGAGAUCUACGCAGUGGGGGUGGACAGGGCGGACAUGAAGUCCCUACGCCUCAUGGCCAGUCUGCCACUGGACGAACACGUGUUCUAUGUGGAGACCUACGGCGUCAUCGAGAAGCUCACGUCCAAGUUCAGGGAAACCCUGUGUGGUAAGAGAGUGAGGCAAUUUGUAUAUUUUUAAACUGUGUUGAAGCAGGGAGUCAUGCUGAGAGCAUGGUUUCAUUCGCAGAUUAACCCUGCAUGAAAACAUCAAUAAACAACAAUUACACUAUACAUACGCUACCGGUCAAAAGUUUUAGAACACAAACUCAUUGAAGGGUUUUUCUUAAUUUUUUCUAUUUUCUACAUUGUAGAUUAAUAGUGGAGACCUCAAAACUAUGAAAUAAGAGCUAUGGAAUCAUGUAGUAACCAAAAAAGUGUUAAAAAAAAUCUAAAUAUAUUUCUGAGAUUCUUCAAAUAGCCACCCUUUGCCUUCAUGACAGCUUUGCACACUCUUCGCAUUCUCUCAACCAGCUUCACCUGGAAUGCUUUUCCAACAGUCUUGAAGGAAUUCCCACAUAUGCUGAGCACUUGUUGGCUGCUUUUCCUUCACUCUGCGUUCCGUUUCAUCCCAAACCAUCCCAAUUGGGUUGAGGUCGGGUGAUUGUGGAGGCCAGGUCAUCUGAUACAGCGCUCCAUCACUCUCGUUCUUGGUCAAAUAGCCCUUACACAGCCUGGAGGUGUGUCAUUGUCCUGUUGAAAAACAAAUGAUAGUCCCACUAAGCCCAAACCAGAUGGGACAGUGUACUGCUGCAGAAUGCUGUUGUAGCCAUGCUGGUUAAAUGUUCCUUGAAUUCAAAAUAAAUCACAGACAGUGUCACAAGAAAAGCACCCCCACACCAUAACACCUCCACCUCCAUGCUUUACGGUGGGAAAUACACAUGCGGAGAUAAUCUGUUCACCCACACCGCAUCUCACAAAGACACGGCGGUUGGAACCAGACCAAAGGACACAUUUCCACCGGUCUAAUGUCCAUUGCUCGUGUUUCUUGGCCCAAGCAAGUCUCUUCUUCUCCUUGGUGUCCUUUAGUAGUGGUUUCUUUGCAGCAAUUCGACAAUGAAGGCCUGAUUCACACAGUCUCCUCUGAACAGUUGAUGUUGAGAUGUGUCUGUUACUUGAACUCUGUGAGGCAUUUAUUUGGGCUGCAAUUUCUGAGGCUGGUAACUCUAAUGAACUUAUCCUGCAGCAGAGGUAUCUCUGGGUCUUCCAUUCCUGUGGCGGUCCUCAUGAGAGACAAUUUCGUCAUAGCGCUUGAUGGUUUUUGCGACUGCAUUUGAAGAAACGUUCAAAGUUCUUGAAAUGUUCCAUAUUGACUGACCUUCAUGUUUUAAAGUAAUGAUGGACUGUCGUUUCUCUUUGCUUAUUUGAACUGUUCUUGCCAUAAUAUGGACUUGGUCUUUUACCAAAUAGGGCUAUCUUCUGUAUACCCCCCCCCCCCCCCCCCCCCCACACACACACACACACACCUUAUCACAAGACAACUGAUUGAGAAGGAAAUAAAUUACACAAAUUAACUUUUAAGAAGGCACACCUGUUAAUUGAAAUGCAUCCCAGGUGACUACCUCAUGAAGCUGGUUGAGAGAAUGCCAAGAGUGUGCAAAGCUGUCAUCAAAGCAAAGGGUGGCUAUUUGAAGAAUCUCAAAUAUAAAAUAUAUUUUGAUUUGUUAAAAACACUUUUUUGGUUACUACAUGAUUCCAUGUGUUAUUUCAUGGUGUUGAUGUUUUCACUAUUAUUCUACAAUGUAGAAAAUAGUAAAAAUAAAGAAAAACCCUUCAAUGAGUAGGUGUUCUAAAACUUUUGACAGGUAGUGUAUCUAUAUACACAUAAAUUACACAAUACAUGAAAAGCAAACAGAAAACACGAAAAGCAAAACCCAAUCAUAUGAAACAAACACAUUCUUCAGUAAAAAGGCUCUCUAACAUCCGCCUGAAUUGCCCUAGAGGCACCAACUCCACCUACUUUAAGGACUUUUGGAGAUCAAAAGAUUAAGUCAUGUUAUGUACAAUUCCUUAAGGGCCACAGUCCAGCUGAUUUGGGUUUCUUCCAGUCCUUGACACCUACUUGAUCAACUAAUGUUAUUGAUCACCCAGGAAGUACACAUAUCUGGUUUCUCAGAUUGAAACUAGUUGUUGGUUAAAAUUCAAGAAUGGAAACCAGCAGAUGCAGCCCUCGAGAACUGGUGUUGUGCACCUGUACCCAAAAAACAUUGAUUAAUGUGUUAGGUAUGCAAAUCAUAGAAUAAUAAUUAUGUCAACAUUUAAUGUGAAACAGCAAUCUUCGAUUAGAUUCCGUAUGAUAACCCUCAAUUGACCAAUUAGAAAGUAAUUGAUCAUUUACAUUAAUCCAAACCUAAUUAUUCCUGUUCACGUUGACGAUGUUGUCAGACUAAGCCAAUCAGCUGUGAGGAUGUUUGUUUACAGGUGUGGAUGCCUGUGCCUUGGGACACGAUUGUGACCACAUUUGUGUCAAGAACAACAACUCGUACACCUGCAAGUGUCGAGAAGGCUAUACACUGAAUGCGGACAAGAAAACAUGUUCACGUAAGGACCACAAGCCUCUAUCGGGAAUGUAGGUAUCACUUUGUUUUAUAGGUACCUAUAUAAGGACUUCAUAAUACAUUCAUACCCAUGAAUAACCCAUUCACAAGCAAUAAUUUCUUAAAUGCUCAUGCCAACAGCCACAGGUAGAUUUUUCUGUUAUGUCACCGGUAUAUUGCUUAUAUUGCAGAUUUCAACUUGCGAUUGUUGACAUAAGUAUAUUAUGAAAUGCUUAUGUACUGCUUAUGAAUGUGUUAUGUAUGAGCUAUACAUGCAUUAUGAAGUCCUUAUGUAGGUACCCUUCAAAUAAAGUGUUACCUGAAUGUUUUUUGUGUGUAGUGGACGUUUCUACUGUAUUAAUUGUGUAAUAGAGAAAGGAGAGGGCAAAGAAUACAAGCCUUGUAUUUAGGGGCAAAGGUUAAUAUUAAUGUGAAAGAUUUUGUCUUAUGUUUACACCUGGCAGCAGGUUCUUUGCAAAACCAAAAUGGAUCAGGUUUGAACGGUUGGUGCACCUUUAUUCCAGAAUUCAUGGGCUAGAAAACCUAAACUCUGCUGUCAUGGUAUGCAUGCCCAGUGCUUGAAGUAGAUUGAAAUAGGUGCCGGUGCUUAACUUGGGUGCUGGUACUGUUUUAUAUUUAGGUGCCGGAACUUUAUAUUUUUAAGCCAAUAUUCAACAAGAGUUGCAGGAACUAAUGCAGGAGAACAUUUGAGGUGCAUGGAACUCAGUUUCUGUGUGUUCCUGCCGAAGUCAAGCACUGUGCAUGCCACUAUCCAAUGCAGUUAUGCCAUCUUUGCUAGCUAACAUUGCUGUCCCCCCCUUCACCUUACGGCUAAUACAUGGUGAGUUUGUUGUGACGUGUGGGCAUGGCUUAUUUAGUAUUCGCACCCAUGGAGCUGUAGAGUAGCCCGGGCAGCAGGGCCGGAGCUCUCGACCUGAUCUUGGUCAUCGACGGCUCCAAGAGCGUCCGCCUUGACAACUUUGAGCUGGUGAAGCGUUUCGUGGUGCAUCUGGUGGACUUGCUCCAAGUCAGCCCUGGCACUGUACAGGUCGGCCUGAUCCAGUAAUCCAGCAGAGUCCGGACCGAGUUCACCUUAAACCAGCACCGGACCGCCAAAGCUUUGAAGGAGGCGGUGAGAGGUGGACAGAAGCAUCUCGCAGGGAGUGGGCGCCAGGCCAAAGUCAGCCAAUGUGCUCCGGGACAGUCAAAAUACGACAUCUCUGAGCACUCCAGGAACCUCAAUGAGCAGGGUGAGACCCCUUUUUCUUAUACAGUAUAAUGUAACACCAUUUUAUUUUUUACUUUUUACCCCUUUUUCUCCCCAAUUUCGUGAUAUCCAAUUGGUAGUUACAGUCUUGUCCCAAUGCUGCAACUCCCGUAUGGACUCGGGAGAGGCGAAGGUCAAGAGACAUGCGUCUUCCAAAACACGACCCUGCCAAGCCGCACCGCUUCUUGACACACUGCCCGCUUAACCCGGAAGCCAGCCGCACCACUUCUUGACACACUGCCCGCUUAACCCGGAAGCCAGCCGCACCAAUGUGUCGGAGGAAACACUGUACAACUGGCGACCGUGUCAGCGUGCAUGCGCCUGGCCCGCCACAGGAGUCGCUAGAGCGCGAUGGGACAAGGACAUCCCGGCCGGCCAAACCCUCCCCUAACCCGGAUGACGCUGGGUCAAUUGUGCGUCUCCUCAUGGGUCUCCCGGUCAUGGUCGGCUGCGACACACCCCGGGAUCGAACCCGGAUCUGUAGUGACACCUCAUUCACUGCAGUGCCUUGGACUGCUGUGCCACUCGGGAGGCCCUAACACCAUUUUAUUGAGUGUAACAUUUCAGAAGAUGUAAAAUGGUGACUAAAAACUCUAAAAUGACUCCAGAUAUCUUCCCCUCCAAAUGUAAAGGCAGUAUUUCCCCCCCGAGUGUAUUAUAUGAAUGCAUGUUUCCUCAUACCAUAGCUCUGUAAUCCUUAGACGUCCCAUCCCAUGUAUCAUAUACCCUACCUCAGUUUUGGGUUUGUCUAAGUGACCCUUGUCAUGUCCUGUCUUCCUCUCUUUCCCCAGGUGUGGAGAUAUACAAACGGAGGAGAGAGAGCUCCAGGAGAUAGCCUCUGAGCCCCACAGCCAGCAUUACUUUCACUCGGCCAACUUUUGCACCAUCGACUCCAUAGCUCACACCUUAAAGAGCAAGUUGUGCCACAGUAAGGAAGAAGGAAAUGGAUGAGCAUAGGGAGGUGCAGCAUGAGCUAGCUGCUAGCGGAACAGGAGUUAGACACAGGAAAAGGACACAAAGGAGCUCGGCCGUCUGACUUGUUUUUGGCCUCAUGCGUUUGUUGGACUGAUGUCUGGGUCUCUCAAAUUGCAUGCCGUCACCUAUGGUUUGCUUUUAAUCUUCGGGAGACCUUGAAAAAUCUAAGUAUAUGAACUACUACAUGAUGGGUUUGUGUUAUGAUGAACAAGUGCUUGAAUGAAUGGCUGUUGUUAACCUUUUGCAAAAACCAAUUGAUUUACCACUGACUUCCCCUCAAUGAUCGAAAAAGCUUCACCUGAUCUUUGACUAACCACUUGACUGUAUGCAAUGUCUGUAUUUGAAGUAUUGACAUUAAGUCAACUAGUUGUCACACUUUACAUUAAGUUGCUCCAGAACCACGUAGUAACAGGUAAUUAUAAUAUUUGGUAGCACUGUGCAAUUUGUAACUACACAAGUAGUUUCCUUGUAACCAAUAGGGAAAAGGGUUUUAAUAGAUUCCUAGGUGUGGACGAAGUGUCACGUUAUUACACUUUACGUUUCUAUGUAGCCUAUCAACUUGUCAGCUAUAACUUGUUUAAUGGUAACUAGAGUUACUUAAUGUACAUUUCUAUAUCAAAAUGUACAAUUUAUUCAUGAUUGACUUCUGCCAUUGAUGUCUCUUUCAGAGGACGCAAACGAGAUGAGUGGGAAUAAGCUGAGUGAAGACGCGUGCAUGUGUGAGGCUCAGAUUGCCUUCCAGAUGAAGAUGCAGUCCACCAUACAGGAGCUGACCAGCAAACAUAUCCUUUUACCCCACCAUUGUUUUUUAAUGGGUGGUAUUUAUUCAUAUAGCAAUUUCACAAGAUCUCAAAGCCACUACCACCAGCUGCAAUGUUGUACAUACAGUUUGCCUACCAGUGGGGUAGCACAGUUCUGUGUGGAUUUAGUUUUUUUCCAUGGGGCAUGGAGAAAACUAGAGAAAAAUUUGCAAUUUUAUAGCUAAUCACAUGCUAUUUUACACAUUCUGCCAUGAGGCUGACAGACGGGACAAUCUCAAUAUUUGUCUUAAUAUUAACACAAUUUGAAAUAUAUAUUUUGAUAGACCAUCUAAAUGCAACUAACUGGAUUUAUGUCAACUCCCUAAGGCAUUUCAUUUUUACAAUUAUUGUCCAACAAGUGUUUGAAGGCCUUGAUUGUUUAUUCUAACAUUAGAUUAUUUAAAAAAUGUAAUACAAAUCUACAAACUUAUUUUUGUUUGGUCUUGUAGCACUAUUAAAUGCUCCAGGGCUAAUGAUCCAGGGCAUUUUGGCAUGUUUUUCUAGAUUUAGAACUUAAAACAACAUUUGUGUGCUACGCCAGUGACGCCUACAUAUAUUGCUCUACUUUCAACUGUUACCCUUUUCUCUUUCCGAUUCCCGAGACAGUAAAGAACUAUGACACUUUAAGAUUGCUCAUAUGCAUAUACUGUAUAUGUAUUGAAGAAGACAAAUGUUUCCUUGACUGUUAUGUCCACUAGAUGAUUUAUCGAGGAUAGUGACCCAGGUUGGACGAAAGCGUUGAUUCUAAAGAAGAGGACACAGCAAAGAGACCAUUUAGAGCUCACCCAGUUAACCUCAAUCUAAAAUGGCUGUAUAGUUUUCCUGUUUUAGCAACGUUCAUUAUUAACAACAGUCCAUUUUGGAGUUAUUGUAUGUACUGUAUAACCUCCUUCAAUCUAUGUGUUUUACAUAUAAGACAUUUUGUUUACCAUUGAAUGACUUGGCCAGUAAUGUUCCAUUUGCUCACAAUGGAGUAUCCCCCAUUUCAUCCCAUUUAAGCUAAGAACAAAGACCAAAGUAGAUUUUUUUUGCACAAUAAUUUGCUCCCCAUGGUAGCACCUUUCCAGUUAACAAUAUUCGAUAUGUAUUUUAUCUUCCACCUAUAAUGAAAGUGCAGAGGAAGCAACAGGCUACAUCACUGACAAGUGAUUUGUUUCCUUAUUGUGGCGUGUGCGAGAUAAAUGAAAGACAUGACACAGGAAAUGUAAUUUAUGUCAAUGCGUAAUUAUUGAAUAUUUAUAUAUAUAUAACUUGUAUUU
Messenger RNA from Coregonus sp. 'balchen', 9336 nucleotides. The record is from the annotation of a GenBank genome assembly. NCBI's taxonomy places the organism in Eukaryota, Metazoa, Chordata, Actinopteri, Salmoniformes, Salmonidae.